UUAUCUCCUCCCUCAGUUCGGCGAUUCUGCCAGCAUGAUCAAGCUCUCCCAUGUUUCAUCGUCCCUGAGAUCAUCUCUCUCGCCCAAACCCAUCUUCAAACUAACCCUAAACGUCGAGAUUUUGGAGACCCAUCUGCAGAAAUGUCGGAUUCUCAAGCACUUCGACCAAAUCCUGUCUCAGAUGGUCCUCACCGGUCUCCUCAAGGACACAUACGCAGCAAGCAUACUUCUCAAAUUCUCGGUUGAUUCAUACUUCGUCCAUGUCGAUCACUCUCGUAGAAUCUUCCGUAGCAUUGAGAACUCGAAUGCGUUUAUCUGGAAUACAAUGAUGAGAGCUUACGUCCAACGAAAUUUCCCUUGUAAAGCUCUUCGCUUGUACAAAUGGAUGCUGUGUAACCGCGUUUGCACCGAUAACCGUACCUUCCCUAUUAUUGUACAAGCGUCGGCCUUGCGGUUAUCGGAAUUCGAAGGGAAACAGCUGCAUGAUCAUGUUUUGAAGGUGGGUUUCGAUUCUGACGUCUAUGUACAGAAUACAUUGGUGAAUAUGUAUUCUGUAUGCGGGAAUAUGAAGGACGCACGCAAGCUAUUCGAUGAAAGUCCUGUGUUGGAUUCAGUUUCAUGGAAUUCCAUUCUCGCUGGUUAUGUUCGGUCGGGGAACGUAGGCGAGGCCAUUUCUAUCUAUGAGAAGAUGACAGAGAAGAACGUCAUUGCCUCGAAUUCCAUGAUAAAAUUGUUCUGUGAGAAAGGAUUGGUCGCUGAGGCUCGUAAGGUGUUCGAUGAAAUGCCCAUGAGAGAUUUGGUUUCAUGGAGUGCGUUGGUUUCAUGUUAUGAGAAAAAUCUGAUGUAUAAGGAUGCGGUGGCUACAUUUAUCAGCAUGAAUAGCUAUGGAGUUACGCCAGAUGAGGUUACAAUGAUCAGUGUUCUCUCUGCUUGUGCCAACUUGUCAGAGGUUUGGUUGGGGGGUUCAUUGCAUGCUUUUAUUUUGAAGACUGGCACUGAAUCUUUUGUUAACCUUCAAAAUGCGUUAAUCAAAAUGUAUACGAGCUGUGGAGGUAUAAAGGCUGCUGAAAAGCUGUUCAGUUCGAGCCAUUGUCUGGAUCAGUUUUCCUGGAACUCUAUGAUUUCAGGGUAUAUGAAGUGUGGAUUGGUCGACAAGGCUGAGGAGUUAUUUGAUAUGAUGCCCAACAAAGAUGUUGUCUCGUGGAGUGCAAUGAUCUCAGGUUAUGUACAAAAUGAUUGGUUUUACAAGGCAUUAGAGAUGUUUCAGGAGUUGCAGCUUAGAGGAAUCAAACCUGAUGAGACCAUUUUGGUAACCGUGAUCACUGCUUGCACACGAAUGAAUGCCCUUGAACAUGGAGAACGGUUACACUCAUACAUAAAAGAGAAUGACCUUCAUAUAAACCCCAUUCUUGGAACAGCCCUCAUUAACAUGUAUAUGGAAUGUGGUUGUCCUGAAACUGCACUGGAUAUUUUUUGUGGAAUACAUAAUAAAGGAGUUUCUACAUGGAAUGCAUUGAUUGAUGGCUUGGCUAUGCACGGCCUUGUGGGAAAGUCACUUCUUAUUUUCUCUGAGAUGAAACACUCUGAAGUAAAGCCAAAUGAAAUCACAUUCCUGAAUGUCCUUAGUGCGUGUAGGCAUGCGGGCUUAGUUGACGAGGGUCGGUGCCAUUUUAGUUCCAUGGUCAAUGAGUACGAGAUAGAACCAAACGUAAAGCAUUAUGGAUGUAUGAUUGAUCUUCUAGGACGUGCUGGCUUACUUAGAGAAGCCGAAGAGAUUAUUGAGACUAUGCCUGUGGCGCCUGAUGUGGCCACAUGGGGUGCUCUGCUUGGAGCUUAUGUGAAACACGGUAACUCUGAGUUGGGCGAGAGACUUGGAAGAAAGCUUGUUGAGCGUUAUCCAGACCAUGAUGGAUUUUGUGUGUUACUUUCUCAUAUAUAUGCUUCAAAAGGUGAUUGGGGUGCUGUGCUUGAGAUUAGAGGGGCGAUGUCUGGUAACAGUGUUCAAAAGAUCCCUGGCUUGAGCGUGGUCUGUAAGGAAACUAAUAGAUUUCCACGUCCAAUAACAGAUGUGCAAUGAAUGGUGUUAGAUGGUUUUGCAGGAACUUUUAUCCUAAGUUAUCUAUGUACAAAGGAACGCUCUUAAACAAGAAUCUGAGACUUUGCAGCGACUCGAGAACACUUCUUCCUGCCG
Messenger RNA from Tarenaya hassleriana, 2191 nucleotides. Its product is annotated as pentatricopeptide repeat-containing protein At2g22410, mitochondrial-like. The record is from RefSeq and is a predicted model, not a curated record. Lineage: Eukaryota; Viridiplantae; Streptophyta; Magnoliopsida; Brassicales; Cleomaceae. Bases 35 to 2077 code for a protein of 680 amino acids. Gene Ontology annotation, molecular function: RNA binding; protein binding. Gene Ontology annotation, biological process: RNA modification. The transcript has 2 exons.